AAGCGCCUUAAAAAAAUUUUUAACGGAGGAUUAAGCCCUGGACGUUGAUUUUGCUGGCAUCGGCCAAUAAGCUGUCUUGCCUGCUAUUCUUACAGUCACAGCCAAUUUUCAUCACUUAAAACACGUGAAGCCUUGUCUAGGUUACACCACCUGCUCUUAUUAGCCCACACAUUUCACUCACACAAACACAUACACAUACACCCCUUAAAACGACAAGAUUAAAUUUAUAUUUUUGUCACACCCUUCAUGCACUGGAUUUUAUUUAUCCGCGCUCCCACUUAUACAUGAACAUGACAGGUUCUAUUUUAGAAAAUAAAAUAGAUGUAUAAAAAUAUAAAACACACUAGCAACAUGUCGCCGCCUUAUUUACAGGGACGAAUGAAACAAAAACGUCAAAACUUUUUUUACAAGCUUUCUUUCGCUUUCCCUUUUUCCAUUCUCUCUCUAUAAAAAAUCAUGUCCAAUGCAUCGCCUUAUGGUCAGAAUGCACCUCACCAAAGACGGCCUCAAAAUGAUCCCCCCUUUACUCCUCGCCACGGCCAUACCGUGAACUUUGAUAAUAGCAAUCUACCCAAUAACCCCAAUCCCUAUCAUAGAGGCACUACCAAUAUCAAUCGUUCCAAGUCAUUGACUAGACCUGAACGUCAAAGACCUCGUACCGGCAUGAUCAAUCGAAACCCAUCACAACCUCAACAUACGAGAAUUACUCCAUCACCUGCGCCUUCAUCCUCUUCGACAACAAACCCAAUGAAUAACCAACCAAUGUCAACCAAUUUACAACAACAACUUCGGCAACAAAAGCAACAAUAUCAACAACAACAACACUAUGCUCGACAAGAAGAGCCAAUACAAGAGAAAGAAAAAGAACCUAAAGUCUUGACAAAUUGGUGGGCAUGGAUUGCCUAUCUCUGUACCUGUUGCUUUCCUAGUUACAUCAUUCGAGUUUGGUUUGGUAAAUCCAAUAAAAAUAUGCAACAAGCUUGGCGAGAAAAGCUGACCUUGUGUUACUUGGUUGCCACCAUGUGUGGUCUUUUGGCUUACAUCAUUUACGGUCUCAACAUUGACCUUUGCCCACAAGACAGAAUAAGUUACCCAUAUGCUGCUGACAUCAAUGGAGAAAGAGUGCCUGUUCAACGAGAAGAAGUUUCCGUCUUUGGCCAAAUCUAUCCGUUUAAUAUCACGCAAUCUUUUUUCGCCAGCCAAAACCUUGAAUUAUCAGACACUUUUCAGGGCAUGGAAAUCGGUGCCAUGUUUGACGGUGAUACAAACAAUGCCUGCGCUGCGUAUGAUUCUGUACCUUCUUGCUCAAUUACAAGUCCUACAGGUGUAACCUUAUCGGGAGACAGUUGCUUGCCACUUUCUGCUUUACAUGAUUAUAGUUCAAGUAUCGGUUUUGUGAGUUAUGAUUGGAAAGAUUUACGUGCAGAUAACAUGUCCUCUUCUGAUAUUGGUUUAAUUGUGGACACCAUUGUGAAUUUGACCUCGUAUUUCGAUACAGACUCUGCUAUUUUUGGUGCCGAGGUUGAUAACGCACUCCGUUCCACGCGCGGGAACGAUAUGACCUAUGCUCUUUUAUAUACCGCUGCCGGUAAAAAUGCAAGACCAUGUAUUGUAGCUCGCUAUGGUGUCGGCAUUGCUUCACAGGAGGUGGGGAGUUGUAUUGCAGAUCAAUUGAUCAUGACCGUCAUGUUUGCUGUCAUUCUCAUUAUUAUUAUCAUUCGUUAUUCCAUGGCCGUCUUAUUUCAAUGGUUUAUUUCGAGAAGACUGACCACUCCAGGCGGAAGAUCAAAUUGGUUGGCUUGGCGGUCUAUUAAAGGUGGUAACGAUGAUCCUGCCAACCAUGUGCCAGGCCCUUACAAUAAUUAUGGCCCAAUGGCUCAAGGCUCUAUUCAAACCCUAGCCUCGAAUAACAAUCGCAGUGUCCAAAGUUCUGACCCAUCGGCAGGUCUUCGUGGGCAUCAAACGGAUGUAGUGGAUACAGAACUAUAUACCGUCAUGUUAGUUACUUGUUAUUCAGAAGGAGAGGAAGGAUUAAAAAUUACCAUGGACAGUUUAUCCAACACAACCUAUUCCAACAAACACAAGAUUUUCUUCGUCAUUGCCGAUGGCUUAAUUACAGGUGCAGGUGAAAGCAUGUCGACACCCGAUAUUGUGGUGAGUAUUAUGGACUUGACCCCAGCAAUGGCCAACCCUAAACCGGUAUCUUACUUGGCAGUGGCGGAUGGUGAAAAGCAAUUGAAUAUGGCCAAGGUUUAUGCAGGUCAUUAUAAUGGCACAGCGUGUGUGACCAUUGUCAAAUGUGGUACGGAAGAAGAACAAAAGGGGGCUAAAGCAGGUAAUCGCGGUAAACGUGAUUCGCAAGUCAUUCUCAUGUCAUUCUUUCAACGUGUCUUGUUCAAUGAUCGUUUCUGUGAAUUGGAUUAUGAAAUCUUUUGGAAAAUGACUUGGUUAAUGGAAGGUGUAACGCCCGAUAAAUUCGAAACGGUCUUGAUGGUGGAUGCAGAUACACAAGUGUUGCCUGAUGCAUUAACGUAUAUGGUCGCUGCGAUGGCCAAUGAUAUCACAAUCAUGGGUUUAUGUGGUGAAACUCGGAUUGCCAACAAACGUACUUCUUGGGUGACUGCCAUUCAAGUGUUUGAAUACUAUAUCUCACAUCAUUAUGCAAAAGCCUUCGAAUCUCUGUUUGGUAUGGUAACAUGUUUGCCAGGUUGCUUCAGUAUGUACCGUAUUAAAUCACCCAAGAAUGGAGCUUGGGUUCCCGUUUUAGCGAACCCUGAUAUCAUUCUGGAAUACAAUCAAAAUGUGGUAACCACACUACACGAAAAGAACUUGUUAUUGCUUGGUGAGGAUCGUUUCUUAUCCACUUUAAUGCUUCGUACCUUCCCUAAUCGACAAAUGAUGUUUGUGCCUCAAGCACGGUGUCGUACGGUGGUACCCGAUGAAUUCAGUGUGCUUUUAUCGCAACGUCGUCGAUGGAUUAACUCAACUGUACAUAAUCUCAUGGAAUUAGUGCUGGUUUCUGAUCUCUGUGGUAUCGCGUGUUUAUCCAUGCAAUUCUCUGUAUUUAUUGAUUUAAUCGGUACAUUAGUUCUUCCAGCUGCUAUUGUCAUGUCCGUGUAUUUAAUUGUGAAUACAGCUAUUACGCCUGAUCCUCAGUGGCAGUCUAUUGGCUUACUACUGGCGAUUUUAGUUCUACCUGCGGUGUUAAUUGCGCUAACAACGUUUAAGUUUAUCUAUGUUUUAUGGAUGAUUAUUUAUAUCUGUGCUUUACCUGUUUGGAAUAUGGUGCUGCCAUUGUAUUCGUUCUGGCAUUUUGAUGAUUUCUCAUGGGGAGCUACUCGAGUGGUUGUGGGCGAAAAGAAGGGAGAAAGUCAUGGUGAUAAAGAAGGUAAAUUUGAUUCGAAACGACUGGUGAUGAAGAAAUGGGAAGAUUGGGAACACGAGCGUACAGGCGGAGGUCAACGUCAAGCACGUAAAUUUCAUUUGAAAUCACCUCAACCUUUGGCUGCAUUUGAUGGUAAAAAGUCCAGUCGCUUUCCAUUUUAAAUUUAAUAAAUUCCGCACAUUUUUGACGUGACUGGAACUUGAACUGAUUGGUUCGUUUUGGUGUUACUCGUCACUUUACUAUUUUAGCUGAAUUUUUCCCACAAUCAUUU
This is a messenger RNA of Mucor mucedo, 3656 nucleotides long. Its product is annotated as chitin synthase. The coding region runs from base 457 to 3546 and encodes 1029 amino acids. Gene Ontology annotation, molecular function: chitin synthase activity. Gene Ontology annotation, cellular component: cell septum; cell periphery. The record is from RefSeq and is a predicted model, not a curated record. NCBI's taxonomy places the organism in Eukaryota, Fungi, Mucoromycota, Mucoromycetes, Mucorales, Mucoraceae. The transcript has 4 exons.